Molecule: messenger RNA, 1148 nt
Organism: Daphnia carinata
Lineage: Eukaryota; Metazoa; Arthropoda; Branchiopoda; Diplostraca; Daphniidae
Product: brain-specific homeobox protein homolog
Exons: 4
Coding region: 334-1143 (269 amino acids)
Biological process (GO): regulation of DNA-templated transcription
Molecular function (GO): DNA-binding transcription factor activity, RNA polymerase II-specific; DNA binding
Source: RefSeq, a predicted model, not a curated record
AGUUGAGGUCCGACACGAGAAAAACGAAAAAGAAAGUCACCAAUCAGCUUCUCCUCGUUGAAGGAUUGGCUUGUGCGUGAAUCGAUCGGACAUCCGGAUUGGUUGUGCUUUACACGACUUUCGUUAUGAUGUUCCACCUUCUUUGUUUCUCCGUUCUUUUCCUACACGCAACUUAUGUGCAUUAGCUCUGUGCCUUCUGCCAAACGGUUUCGCUUCGACAAGCACAUCAUCGAACACUUUUAUCACAGAUGUUAUUGACGCUAGCAACCUCGUCACGGCGGUUGCCUAAAAGACAUCCGGGUGCACCGUUUUCGAAUACGUUUUCCCCUAACGAUGGAAUCCCGCGAAUCAGUUAAUCACACAUCAAAGCCGAAGACAUCAUUUCUGAUAGAGGAUAUUCUUUUUCAACGCCCUAAGCAAUCAUUUGGAGAAGUACCUGUAAGUAGAGAUACCACAUUCCACAGGCACCAGUCGUCUAACAGUGCGUCUGAAAUUAGUAACCGGUGUUACGAGAUGCUGUUGUCCAAUAGCGGAAACAGUGGGUUGCAACAACAGCAGGCUAAUAUAUCUACUAAUCCUUCUGACUACACCUUCUUUCCAAAUGCUUUGGCUGCCGCUUUCCUGUGUCCUGCACCUCCGAGCACCUUUAACCUCAGCAAUCAACGUUGCAACAAGAUGGAUGCACAACAUCCCGCUCCCCUGUUCUUUCAAGCGACAGGGCUGCCUUUAACGGCUUUACUGGCCGCCGACGCGGGAGCCAAACACGGACGCAGGCGGAAAGCUCGGACGGUGUUUUCCGAUCACCAGCUACAUGGAUUAGAACGACGUUUUGAGAAACAACGUUAUCUAUCGACUCCUGAACGUGUUGAAUUGGCACAUGCGCUACAUCUUAGCGAAACUCAAGUUAAAACGUGGUUCCAGAAUCGCCGAAUGAAACACAAAAAGCAAUUACGUAGACAUGACGACAAAAAACACAGGUGCAAUGCCACAUCGGCAAGUGGCCAACUAGAUCAUUCUAUGCAAGACGGUCCGGCCGAUCUAUCCUUUCGCGGUGCGUUACAAUCCAACGACAUGUCGUCCGAGUCCGAGUGCUCCGACAGCCUACUCGAAGAUGAUGUUGACGUCAUGAGUGAUGAUACGUAAUUAGU